CGCACGCAAGCAUAGCAAUCACUAAAAAUGACGUAUGUUGUUGCUUCGUCGCCCACCACACGUUCGUUUGGUUUAGUUUUGAUUUGAUAAGAUUUUAAUGUGUUUUAUUUAUUCUUCGCACGUUUCGUUACCAUAAUUGUAAAUUCUGACUAUGUGGCGGAUUUCGCAUUAUUGGCGUAACCUAUAUUUCACAUUACCAAUAUCGUAUCAGUGAGUAUUUUCACAGACGGGCGUCAACGUAUGGAACAGUUAGAUAUUGUUUUGUAAUUAAUUCGUACGCCCACCAGCCUGCUGUGUAGUUGUUUGAUUGCUAUCUACAAGAGUGCGGUAUGUUGCAUAGAAGAAUAUAAUUGCUGAAAUCUCAGUUGUGAAUAAUGUCUCUUCAAAAAAGUGUGAAAAGUGGUGGUGGUGAUAAGAGUGACUUGGCUGAUACGACUUCGAUAUGUUCAUCAGUGACCACCCAGCCGGAUCGCCAUGGCUUCUUUGGUGGUGCUCAGUACAGUCCAGAACCAAAAAGGACUGUGUCGCCGAGCACGAUCCUCAAGAGGGAACAGAAGUGGAUCAGGAUGCUCAACCACUGGGAGGGCUUCAUGAGCAAGAAUUACAAGAAGGUGCGCGAGAGAUGUCGGAAAGGCAUACCAGCGUCAGUGCGGCCUAAAGCUUGGCUGUACCUCUGCGGGGGCCAGCUACUUCUGCAGAACCAUCCAAACGAGUACGAGGAGCUGCUGCAAGCCCAGGGGGACCCUAAAUGCAUGGACGACAUAAGGAAGGACCUACACAGACAGUUCCCUUAUCACGAGAUGUUUAUCAGGGAAGAGGGCUUAGGGCAACAGGAGCUGUUUUCAGUGUUGAAGGCAUAUUCCGUGCUGAACCCGAAGGUGGGCUACUUCCAAGCGCAGGCGCCGGUGGCCGCUUUCCUGCUCAUGCACAUGCCUGCCGUCCAAGCCUUCUGGUGCCUCGUCAGCAUCAGCGACAAGUACCUCAAAGGGUAUUAUAACCCUGGAUUAGAGGUAUUGCAACGCGACGGCGACAUCCUCCACGCGCUGUUGCGGCGCACCGCGCCCUCCGUGCACCGGCACCUGGUGAAGCACAAGGUGGAGCCCGUGCUGUACGCCACUGAGUGGUUCCUGUGCGCGCUCACGCGGACUCUGCCCUGGGACAGUCUGCUGCGGGUGUGGGACUGCUUCUUGUGCGAGGGCGUCAAGGUGCUAUUCAAAGCAGCGCUAGUGAUCCUGGCGGGAGCCCUAGGCCCGGCGAAGGUGCGCAAGAGCGCGGGCGGGCUGUGCGAGACGCUGGAGGUGCUGCGGCACCCGCCGGAGCACGUGCUGCAGGAGGACUACCUCGUGUACCACAUGCAGCGCCUCAACCUCACCGAGGAGGACUUCGAGUUCGAGCACCAGCGGCAGACGGCCAGGCGCCGCGCCAUGGCCAAUAGGAGUGGCAGCUGAUUCAGCGAUUGCUCCUACAGGCGUUAUUCUAAGAAUAACGCCAGGGACAUAUUCAACACUCUAUGAGUACGCGAGUGCAAUAACCACGUUAAUAUAUACCCUAAGUGUAUCGUGAUACGGUCGAUAAUGCAGUGGACGCGAGUGCAAUAUUGACGCGCUAAUAUAUAACUUAAGUGCUAUUUGAUUCGAUCGAUAAAGCUAUGGUCGUGAAGUGUGUGAUAGAACAAGCCAAUACGGACUGUGUUACGAUAGUGUUAAAGUCGUUUAUUGCACCAUUCGAACGUGUUAGUGGUAAGUUGCCUGUGUGGUGCCUCUUUGCCGUAUACAAUAAUAGCGGUUAUAUUUUUUAUUAACAAGAUCUUAUGAUCUACGAUACUACUUUGUUAAUAUUUUAAUGUUAUUCACCUGGGAAUCGGAUAACCAAAUGAUUUAGACUUUAUUUUUAAAUGUCAACUAGAGUUUGCGCUACGACGAAGUUACACAGACGCGUUGCUAUAACAACAACGUGGCCAAUCUAUUCAUAUUUUGUUAUUACUUUUGGGGGCACUGUGCGAGCACUAGACGGGUGAUCAGUCCUCCCAUGCUGAGACCAUUUCACCCAGCUCCUCCAGCUGAUUAAUGAUAAUCAAUAAUAGAAAGAACAAGGUAAUAAUAUGAUAAUUCUACAUAUUUUAAUGGACUUCUUUCGUGGCGCGGAUUCUAGUAAACACGUCCUUUAUAAUUUAUGUUUUUAAUUAUAUCUUAAACAGUUGGAUACAUCAUAUUGCGUGAUCUACAUACUCAUAAAAAAUUGUAUUAAAUUUUUCUUUCCUUUAAAAUUGCUUACGUUGUACUAUUUUUAAAAAGGUAAUAAACUGUUUUUAUUUAGAUUAUUAUUCUACAGUGUUUCUUAACCUUUUUUUUAGUCUAUGGUACCAUUAGAAAUUGAAACAAACAAUUUGUUCCAAUUUCUAAUGGUCCACAGACUUAAGUCAGGAAUUUAUUUUAAUAGUACUAAAAAUAAGUUUUUUAUUGACCUUUAUUGUAGCACUCCUGCUGGCCUAAGGUCCCCUUCAUCCGAAAUUCUCUUUUUCGUAAAAACUAUAAAUAUUGUAUGUGUGAGAAGGUGCUGCCUUUUGCUACUAAAUAUUGUUAAUAUUUUUGUUGAUUUUAUUCAGUUGUAAUUUCAAAUCAGAUUCCUAUUGUAACCUGUUUAUGUAUUUACAUUAUCCAAGACCAAAACCCCAUACACAUCAAUAAGUACCACAGGUUAAGAAAUACUGUUACAGUACUAGUAUGUUUGGGAACUUUAUUUAGGAAAAAUUCUGUGUAACGAACGCUGCUAGGCUGAUUCUCAGAGCGUUUCGGCCGCUGCGGCCGCGCUGUCAUUAUGAACCGUCAAUUUUCUUGUGAGGGGAAUCAUUUCCCAAACAAUCAUUCAGAAAAUUUAUAUUACCAUUGUACAGAUAAAUUAUUUCAAAGUCAGAUAAUAAAACUAAAUCUUGUCUUUGUUAAAAUUUGAAAAAUUGUAACAACAACGCGGCUGCAGCGUUUGAAACACUCAAAGAAACAAUAGCUUGAAUAUAUUUCCAUAUUAUGAUUUCAUAACAUAUUUAUUGGCAGUUAACAAUUUUUUAUUCCCUAUGGAGAAAUACUGGAGUUAGUUUGAUAUGCUAGUGUUGUUAGUUAGGUAUUGCACAAUAUGUAAAUUAGUAUUGACGACUGACCAAAAGGAGUAUAGUAUAGAAAUUGGGAUAGGAGAAGCCAUCGUGUGGCUUAAAUUAUGAUAAAUAAGGCUCAAGUUUACUUGACAUGCACGUAAAUGUAAUUUGAAUAGAGGUUUAUGUUGGUAUGUGACGACCUCGGUGGCGCAGUGGUAAAGUUCUUGCCGCUGAACCGAGAGGUCCUGGGUUCGAUCCCCGGUCGGGUCGUGAUGGAAAAUGAUCUUUUCCUGAUUGAUCCGGGUCUUGGAUGUUUAUCUAUAUAUGUAUUUGUUAUAAAAUAUAGUAUCGUUGAGUUAGUAUCCCAUAACACAAGUCUCGAACUUACUUUGGGGCUAGCUCAAUCUGUGUGAUUUGUCCUAAUAUAUUUAUUAUUAAUUUAUGUGUGCUCGAGUAGACUUAGGUAGCUUUUGUUCCUCGUUCGAAAAUUUAAAUUUAUUUUGAAAAUUUAGGCAACUAUCUCUUUGGUUUCAUAUUUUUGUGUGUAUCAAGGCAUGAUUUAUUCCUUGGUUGAGACACAACACACUUUUAAUGUUAAAAGUGUUAAUUGUUAACGUGUCUUAAAUAACAAAUUGUGUGAUAAUAUGGACAGGUAGUCCUAGUGGAGGAAGAAGUCAAGCGAUAUUUUUAAAAUAUUCAUGUAAUUUUAAUAAAUUGUUGUUUCUUAUACAUUUCCUUGCUUGACUCUUUCUCAUUUAUCUUUUAUCUCGUCUACACGUAAAUUUCCUGAUAAUAUUAGAUACUAUUAGCGUGCUGUCAGCUCAAUCAGGGCCCGGCUAUUUAAAUUUCUUAUAAUGAUACAAGAUAUUUGUUUCAAUGUUUGAAGUCGUCAUAAUUUUAGGCUAAGUUUAUUUAACUUGUAUGUUGUGUUCUCGAAUUUUCAACUUCCCUUUGUAACUGCAAUACAGUCAAUAUUAAUUCGUAUAUUUCUGUGUUAUUUAAAAAUAACUAGCAUUUUUUAUAUCAGGAUGCUAAUAGACAAUAGUAUAUUAAUUUUGUGUCUUGUCCAUUCAUAUUGUACCUAUUUUCCUGUUAAAAUUUAAAACUUAAAAUUAGUUUUGUUAAUUUUCCAAGUAUAUUUAUUGUUUUCGCAAUGUCACUUAUAAUUCAAUGUUUAUUUUAUUUUUAGAUUAUUUUAGAAAUGUGCAAAAUAUUUCAUAAUAACAUGUGAUAAGAAUUGUUAUGUAGAAUUACAUAUCUCAAAAUGUAAAUAGUGAACCGCAGGACAAAUCUUUUCUAUAUGUCAGUACAAUUUAUCUUCGUCGGAAACUACAAUAAUGCCUCGCCGAUAUCAACUGAAAUAUUGAUUGUUUAAUUCGAACCAAAUUAUUUUUAACUGAAUCAGAACGUUUAUUUAUUUUUUAUUACAUUAUCCCACAUUUUGGCUGGCAGUAGUGGUGACUGUAAAACACGCCAAUCUCCGUAGUUCAUAUCUAUACAUAAAUGUGGUAAAUAUGGCAAAAAAAAUUACGGAGUACCGACAUUGUGUCACCACUCAGGGGAAACACACACAACUUGGUUAAUUUUUGUAAAUAAUACCAGAGUACCCCUGUUGAAUAAUCUAUCUUUAUUUUUCGAACUGGCAUCUGAUAUAGUAAACUAAUCUGUGGCGUUGCCUUUGAACAGCACAAACGAGAUUGUGCUGAGUUGACAAAAUAUUAUUGAUAAAUUAUAAUUUAUAUUUCCUUAUACCAAUCACGUUCGGUUAAUAGCGUUGUUCCAUAAGGGUCGCCACAAAAUAGCAUCAGUGCCUCAGUGGAUUGCAGUGUUUAACAUAAAUAAUGUUGCUUUAUGACAUUUAUUUUAUUAAAAUUACCACAGUCUUCCCCACUCAAAGUACAAGAUCAUCUGUGAAAGAUCUCUGUAUUUUCUUAAACUAUAUAACAAAUAUAUUUAUCCACAUAUCUAAUUCAUAAAAGCAAUAAGAAAAAUAUUUUUUACUUCAAUACAUAUGUGCAAUAUAAAAUGUAUAAUAAAUUUGAUGUUAUUUAAUAUUCAAUUGGAGUAUUUAGAACCAUAAAUCAUAGUUAUUGAAGUUUUGUUACACAAGUAGUGUAAAAAGGUUUAUAAGUAAUAUAAAAUAACAAAAAUAUAUCUCUUCAAAUAAUGUUUAAAUGAAUAUCUAACAUGAAUGGUAUCAUAAUAAUAUUGUCUUCGCAAUCACUUUGCGUUCGUAACUGCCACUUAUUAAGUUGGGGUUUUAGCCCGCUGUAGGCUAUGAUUUUAUUUAAGGCAAAAUGUCUAUGCUGCAUAAUAUCAAUUUUGUUUAUUUAUAUUCGAAUGAAAAUUAUAGUUUUGAUUGUCAUGGCCAUUAUGUAAAUUGCGAAAAAUUAACAUAGUAUACAAUUAUGUUUAUUUACCAGAAAGAAGUGCAAUGAUGUUUCUCAAUAAUCAGAAACUCAAAUGGAUCUGUGACUACUUCGCUAGGAGCCUGUCUCGUGGGAGCCUGAUAUCGUAGUUAAAGUUUAGAUUUGUCCACAUUAUGCCCUAUGUUGCUAACAGUUGAGCUCCAUUUGUCCAUGGCACUCAAAAAAUAAUAAAAAAACCGUUUAUUUUGUGUUGGAUGAAUAUUAUAUUUUUGCUUUUGCGACAAAAAAAAGAAGUAUGAUUUUAGUCAGUUUCCAGCAUAUAAAUUGAGUGUUGUGUGUGAUUUUUGUUGGUGUAUGUUUUAGAUUCAACGUUAUUCUUAAUAUUAUUCCUUGUUUUCUCUGUUUAGCCUAGAUAAGUUCUGUUUUCGUAUAAAUUCCACUCAACAAAAUGUUCCACAUUCCGCAAUCAGACUGGUAAUGAUGAUUAAAUUAGAUGAUUCAAACUCAUAUUUUUGUACAGUGGCCAAUAUCCAUGUUGCUACAGUAUUUGUGUUGUAAAUAAAUAUAAAAAGUUAUUAA
Plodia interpunctella (Indianmeal moth) is the source of this 6036-nucleotide messenger RNA. RefSeq names its product whacked (gene wkd). The transcript has 7 exons. The coding region runs from base 375 to 1448 and encodes 357 amino acids. The record is from RefSeq and is a predicted model, not a curated record. Lineage: Eukaryota; Metazoa; Arthropoda; Insecta; Lepidoptera; Pyralidae.